AGUAGGUAACGGAUUAAAAUUCACUUAAGAAAAUGUCUCACGCAUUUUACGCAGAUGCCUGGCAGAAAUCAAAACGGCGUGAUAGAGUUUGGUAUCAGGAAAACCUGAUGCCGGCAUUAUUAGCUGCAAAAGAGAGACGAGCGCGGGAAAUCGAUGCGUCAAUUGCACUCGCAGAGGAACUACUGCGGACUUUUGAGGAACCAGUAGCCAAACCGCAGCCUGUCCCUACACACGACAUUAUAGCAUCAGAAGACGAUAGUCUCAUGAAACCGAUAGAACCAGAAAUACUAAAUCUUUUAUACGGUUGCACUGAAAAAGGCGCAGCUCAACAAUAUCUUAAAGCAAGAAAUAAAAAAUCUCCCGAAGACAAAUUUUAUUUUCGUUUAACGACCAACUGGGACUACGGCUGGCAGCAGAAACAAUCACGGCUGAAGCCUCGUGACGUGAACCGAGGUCGCUGCGCUAUACUACGAGACACGUUCUACCGUAAAAGCAACCUCGCACCCGACCCGCCACAUUACUCUAGUCCGGCUGGCGGGGAAUUUUCUAUAUGCAGUGAAUACUCUUGUAACGCAAAUUAAUAAUCAUAAUAUAAAAACAUAACGGGACUUGGGUAAAUAAUAAGGCAAUAUAUAGCAAAAAACAUAUAUUUUAUAGUUUUAUUAUUUACAAUAAUUCAACUUUUAUUUACAUAUUUAACAACAGCAAAUGUACCCAUUCGUUAAGGCCACAUCACACUGUUUCAGGGAAUUAUUAAAAUAAAAAAUGUGUACAGAU
Molecule: messenger RNA, 777 nt
Organism: Vanessa atalanta (red admiral)
Lineage: Eukaryota; Metazoa; Arthropoda; Insecta; Lepidoptera; Nymphalidae
Exons: 3
Coding region: 33-581 (182 amino acids)
Source: RefSeq, a predicted model, not a curated record